AAGGUUUGAACCUCUGAUGGGGUUUUGGGUUUUUUUCUCCUGCCGUUUAUAUCUGUCCAACUAGUGGGACUUUUACACAACCCUUGGAAAGUCACAUAUUAGCUUGAUAGCAAUAACAUGAAAGCCACCCUUUUAUGGGAAGGGGUUAUCGGGCGUGUAGUUGAAACUGGCGUCCAAGAACAUCGCCAAAGUGCCCAAACUGGUGAUGAUGACAAAGAGCCACAAGAAAAGUCGGUCUACCACCAGCGCGAUGUACUGCCAGUCUUCCGUCAUCUGUUGAGUACCACCACGCUGAGGAUGACCGAACAGGUGACCAGGAUCAUGGUGAACAUGAUGUAAUUGACAAUGAUGGGAACACCCAGCGAGGUCUCAGGAAUUUUGUCGGCCAGCAGCAGCAAAAAGACGGCGUGAUAGCAGACCUGCAUCAGGUGGCAAGUAGAAGUUGAAAAUGGCGAUGAUCGUAAUGAGAAUGCAAGGGAUGAUAAUGUUCAGCACGUAGUACAGCGGCUUCCUCUCGAUGAUCAGGAAAUCUGUGACGUGAUUGGAUAACUCCAACUUCAUGGGACGCUGCUAUCAAACCUUAUGGGCCACCCACCGUGGUUCUAGAUCAGAGUAACCUAACGGUGCCAACAACUGAUCUUGAUCCACCCACCGUGUUGUAACAUUCCCGAGAGGAGGGCUCGGCACCUAAAUGUUUCAAGAAUACACCGUUCCGCCGCGGGAGGAAAUUUUGCAGUGGAAAACGAAGCCUGUGCGUGAAAAGCACAAUCAUCAACACUGAACCGCCAUCCUCCAGCGACUUGUGAGCUCCUGGUGGUAAACUUUUCCAUGCGAGAAUGGAGUGCACUCUCAAACAAUAUGUUUGCAGGACUGUGACAACACCAUGAGCUUCAACGUCUGCCCACGGUUGUUCCUGGUUCUCUUUGCCUUUCUGUGCGUGCUUCCCGUCAUUAGCUGGGGAGCUUCAUUUCGGAUCGGGUUAGUGGGCCCCUGGGAGUGCGACCCCGUUUUCGCUAAGGCCCUGCCCCAUGUGGCAGCACAACUGGCGAUAAAACACAUCAACAGGGAUCCCUCUCUGUCCUACGCUGCAACUUUUGACUAUAUAAUCCUGAAUGAGCCAUGCAAGACCUCAAGAGCUCUGGAGAAGUUUGUGGCUUUCCACACCAAGGCUUCGGCUUUCGUCGGACCGGCCAAUCCGGGCUACUGUGACGCUGCUUCAAUGCUGAGCAAAAGUUGGAACAAGGCUUUGUUCGCAUGGGGCUGCAUCGGCUCCGAUUUGGACCGUGUCUGGAGCCACCCGACCUUCGCCCGCUCCAUGCCCAGGCCCACUUGGGUACUAUCAAGAAUCAUGAGAUACUUCCACUGGGCUCACGUGGGAAUCAUCUCUGCCUCUGAUGACAUCUGGGUGGAGACAGCUAACAAGGUCGCCGACUCACUUCGCGCUCACGCUUUCCCUGUCAGACUGCUCUGGGUUAUGGAGAACACUUCUCACAGCAUCAGGAGGACUCUAGCUAAAGUCCGCAAGAUGAGAGAAAUACGAGUACUUAUCCUCUGCAUGCACUCGGUGUUGAUCGGAGGAGAGCUCCAGAAGCUCCUCUUGGAGACGGCCUACGACAUGCAAAUGAUUGACGGUUCCCUGGUAUUCGUACCCUAUGACGCCCUCCUCUACAGUCUACCGUACCGUAACAUAAGCUACCCAGCCCUGAAGAGCAACAGCAAAUUGCUGCGGGCCUACGAUGCAGUGCUAACCGUCACCAUCGACUCGCCCCAGAUGUCAUUUUUUGAGGCCUACGAAAAUGCUAUUGAGAAAGGGGAGGUGGCAAGGAUUCUCAAACCCCAGCAGGUGUCCCCGUUCUUCGGCACUAUCUACAGCUCCGUGAUCCUCCUCGCUCACGCCGUGCAGCGGGUUGGACUUUCCAAGGAGUGGAUGUCUGGUGGGAAUAUUGCACAAGUGCGCCGCCACAGCUUUGAGGGCUUCAGCCAUCCGAUGAAAUCGGACGCUUCCGGAAAUGUUUUAUUGGACUACAUCAUCCUGGACACUGAUGGAGUCUCCUGUGAGCUGAUGCCGACACACAGGCUAAACAUGGAAGCCGAUUCGGUCAACUUCCUGGGUCGAGACAUUCAUUUUCCGCAUGGGUCAGGUCCCGGACGGGACGCCCCGUGCUGGUUCACUCCAGGUGCCAUCUGCUCCGGAGGUGUGGAUCUUUUUUCUACUGUCAGCAUUGUGCUCGGAGCGAUCGGCGUCUGUAUGCUGGCUAUAGUCUUUAUAUACUUUGUCCGGCGACGUGUUAACCAGAUUCGGCUUGUCAGGGGACCAAACAAGAUCCUGCUGACUUUAGAGGAUGUCACCUUCAUCAACCCAUCGCUUAGCAAGAAGCCUAGCCUGGACGACAGCCGGGCCAGCGCCAUCAAGAGCGUGUCGGACUGUAGUAUCAUGUCACCCACCUCCACUCGAUCGCCAGCAACGUAUGAGAACUCCAACGUCGUCAUUUUAGAGGGGGACUGGGCGUGGCUUAAGAGACUACCAUACGGCUCAUUUAGCAGCAUCAACCCCAAAACGAGUGAUUUGUUUGAGCUGAUGAAGGACAUGCGGCACGAGAAUGUCAACCCCUUCCUGGGCUUCUUCCUCGACUGCGGCGUCUUCGCCAUCGUGACCGAGUUUUGUUCCAGAGGCAGCUUGGAAGAUCUGCUUCUCAAUGAUGACGUCAAGUUGGACUGGAUGUUUAAGUCCUCCCUGCUGCUCGAUUUGAUUAAGGGUAUGAAGUACCUCCACCACUGCGGUGUGUCUCACUCCCAUCUGAAGUCUCGGAACUGUGUGGUGGACGGGCGCUUUGUGUUGAAGAUCACAGACUUCGGCUACAAUGAGGUUCUAGAGGCUCAAAGGUUCCCAUAUGCGGAACCGCCCGCAGAUGAGCUGCUUUGGACGGCUCCCGAGCUCCUCCGAAGCCCUCAGCCCGGCCGCCGCGGGACGCUGCCCGGUGACGUGUACAGCUUCGCCAUCAUCACCCAGGAAGUGGUCAUUCGGGGGCCUCCCUUUUGCAUGCUGGAUCUGUCGGCCGCAGAUGUGAUCGAGAAGUUGCGCAAACCGCCUCCUUUGUGUAGACCGCUGGUUAGUUUGGAUUGCGCGCCGUUCGAGUGCAUCCAAUUGAUGAAACAGUGUUGGAACGAACAGCCGGAAAAGAGACCAACGUUUGAGGAGAUAUUCGACAAGUUCAAGGACAUCAACAAAGGCAAGAAAACCAACAUCAUAGACUCCAUGUUGCGGAUGCUUGAACAGUACUCGUCCAACCUGGAAGAGCUUAUCAGAGAGCGAACCGAGGAGCUGGAGAUCGAGAAGCAAAAAACCGAGAAGCUGCUGACACAAAUGCUGCCUCCAUCGGUGGCUGAAGCGUUGAAGAUCGGCGGCACCGUCGUACCCGAGUAUUUCGACAGCGUGUCUCUCUACUUCAGCGACAUCGUGGGCUUCACCACCAUCUCGGCCAACAGCGAGCCGAUCGAGGUGGUCGCCCUGCUCAACAGCCUCUAUACCCUCUUUGACGCCAUUAUCGGCAACCAUGAUGUUUACAAGGUGGAGACUAUCGGCGACGCUUACAUGGUGGCGUCGGGCGUCCCUGUUCCAAAUGGCAACCGGCACGUGGCGGAGAUAGCCAAUAUGUCUCUGGACAUCUUAAGCGCAGUGGGAACCUUCAAGAUGAGACACAUGCCCGACGUCCCCGUCAGAAUCCGCAUUGGACUGCACACAGGUCCGUGCGUGGCAGGAGUCGUAGGUCUCACCAUGCCGCGCUAUUGCUUAUUUGGUGACACUGUGAACACCGCCUCUCGCAUGGAGUCCAGCGGACUGCCCUACAGGAUCCACGUGCACCAAAACACAGUCAAAGUCUUGCGUGAGCUCAACUUGGGCUACAAGCUAGAGCUGAGGGGAAGGACCGGAGUCAAGGGGAAAGGAACUGAAGACACCUACUGGCUAGUUGGAAGGGACGGCUUCACCAAACCUCUUCCUGUACCUCCGGAGCUAAAAUCAGGCGUGGCCUCCAAGGAGCCCAAAGACCUGAAACAGAUGUUGUACAAGGCCGUGAGGAAGCUCUCCCACAUCCGCGUGGUCGCGCAACUCGGCGAGGACGACAACGUCAUGAUGUCGCAUCACUGAAGGCGAGACCGGCGGAACCUCGCCUCGCUUUCUUGAGUUUGUAUGUGAACCCACGCAGGUGAAUGUUGGGAUUAUCCGCUGAUGAAUCGAGGGGAGGGAGUCUUGUCCGCUGCUAUGAAUAGAAGAAUAUCAACUCAGCAAAGCGGGGAUCUACAGCCACGCUAAUGAACGCAGCUUAUCGCCUCGGCUUCUCUACGUGGGUUUGUAGCUGUGGUUCCUGUAGGUGACCCUCAUGUACUUUUACACAUGUGAGCAAGCCCCGCAAGUUAAAGCCAGGGAUUUACACUGGUAGUAGUGAUUGUGAUAUAGUUUUUAGUUUCUAUUAAGGCAUACUAAUGGAUAAUAUGUCCUUGUUUAGAUGCAUAUCAUGCUUGGGAAUGUGAUCUCUUAUGGUUGUAAAAAAGUUUUGCACCAUAAUAAAUCUAAAAUGUGCGUCUACUCAUUGGCCACUUCAUUAGAAUGUUGUUGAAUUCCAACAUUAGCAGCAGUGUUGCCACUGUGCUUGAGCUGGAUUCUCAGGGAACUAAGGCAAGCAUGUGUAUCGUGCUUUUGCUUUGUUGGCUUUAUUCUUUUGUUUGUAUAGCUCCCAAUGUAGUGCACUAUCCCUGCCAGAAGAGGACGCUGUGACAAGGACUUGGCAAUAUUCAUCUAUUAUUAAAUGUGAUCUGAUCUUUGUCAAAAUCACACAGAUGAAAAAACAGUGUCUGCUUUAACUAAAACCACCCAAACAUAUAUAUAUAUAUACAGUGGGGCAAAUAAGUAUUUAGUCAACCACCAAUUGUGCAAGCUCUCCUACUUGAAAAGAUUAGAGAGGCCUGUAAUUGUCAACAUGGGUAAACCUCAACCAUGAGAGACAGAAUGUGGGAAAAAAAUUACAUUGUCACACACUGGCUGUCAAAGAGGUCUAACUUCUAACGAGAUCUAACGAGGCCCCACUCGUUACCUCUAUUAAUGGCACCUGUUUAUCAGUAUAAAAGACACCUGUCCACAACCUCAGUCAGUCACAGUCCAAACUUCACUAUGGCCAAGGCCAAAGAGCUGUCGAAGGACACCAGAGACAAAAUUGUAGACAUGCUCCAGGCUGGGAAGACUGAAUCUGCAAUAGGUAAAACGUUUGGUGUAAAGAAAUCAACUCUGGGAGCAAUUAUUAGAAAACGGAGGACAUACAAGACCACUGAAAAUCUCCCUCGAUCUGGGGCUCAAUGCAAGAUCUCACCCAGUGGAGUCAAUUCCAGCACCCCUGCUUGAAAAUUCCAUUUUUGGAGACAUCAUGUUGGAAUACUUUCAGGCUGAUGUGGACUGUUUGGACAAAAAAAAUCAUGGCCUUUUUGUGAAAAGUGUCAAUUUUUGUUGCAAUACGCUGAAAUAUGAUGGCAAAUUUUGGUUAAAAAAAAACAAUGACCGUCGAUGAAUCUGACGAUAAUUUCAGAUUUUUCGGGUCAUAAUAACCCUCGGAGUACAACUACAGUGGUAUGAAACCUUUUGGAAUUUCUCCCAUUUCUGCAUAAAAUCACAUUUCAAUGUGAUCUGAUCUUGUCAAAAUCACACAGAUGAAAAAAACGGUGUGUGCUUUUAAAAUUACCCAAACAUUUAUAGGUUUUCAUAUUUUAAUGAGGAUAGUAUGAAAACAAUGACAAAAGGGGGGAAAAUAAGUAAGUGAACCAUCAUAUUUAAUAUUUUGUGGCCCCUCCUUUGGCAGUAAUUACUUCAAUCAGAUGCUUCCUGUAUCUAGAUCUAUCUGGCACAUCGAUCAGGACUAAUCUUGACCAAUUCUUCUCAAAAACUGCUGUAGUUCAGUCAGAUUUCUGGGAUGUCUAACAUGAAUCACUGUCUUUAGGUCAUGCUACAGCAUCUCAAUGGGGUUCAAGUCUGGACUUUGACUUGGCAACUCCAGAACGUGUAUUUUGAUCUUCUGAAACCAUUGUAAAGUUGAUUUACUUCUGUGUUUUGGAUCAUUGUCUUGUUACAGCAUCCAUCCUCUUUUUAGCUGUCUGACAGACGGCCUGAGGUUUUCCUGCUAAACAUCCUGAUAAACUUUUGAAUUCCUCUAUCAAUGACUGCAAGUUGUCCAGGCCCUGAGGAAGCAAAACAGCCCCAAAUCGUGAUGCUCCCUCCACCAUGCUUUACGAUGGGAAUGAGGUGUUGAUGUUGGUGAACUGUUCCAUUUUUCUUCCACACAUGACGUUGUGGGUUACUCCCAAAUAGUUCAACUUUGGUUUCAUCAGUCCACAAAAUAUUUUGCCAAAACUUCUGUUGAGUGUCCAAGUGCCUUUUUGCGAACAUUAAAUGAGCAACAAUGUUUUUUUUUUUUUUUUUUGGACAGCAGUGGCUUCCUCCGUGGAGUUCUCCCAUGAACACCAUAGUUUUACACAUCGUUGAUGUGUGCGCAGGACUGUGCAAGUGAUUUUUGUAACUCUUUAGCAGAUCAUCUAGGGUUCUUUUUUACCUGAGUAUUCUGUGCUGAACUCUUAGCGUCAUCUUUGGUGGAUGGCUAAUCCUUGGGAGAGAAACAACAGUGCCAAACUCUCUCAAUUUGUAGACAACUUCUCUGACUGUCGAUUGAUGAACAUCCAGACUUUUAGAGAUGGUUUUGUAUCCUUUCCUAGCUUUAUACAAAUAAAUAAUCCUUGAUCUCAGGUCUUCAGACAGGUCUUUUGAUUGAGCCAUGAUGCACAUCAGACAAUGCUUCUCAUCAAGACAAUUCUUACCAGGUGUGUGUUUUAUAGUGGGCAGGGCAGCUUUAAACCACUCAUCAGUGAUUGGGCAAACAUCUGACUUUCAUUGUUUGGUAAACAUUGGUUUCAAUUAGGGCUGUCAGAAUUAUCGCGUUAACCGGCGGUAAUUAAUUUUUUUGAUUAAUCAAGUUAAAAUAUUUGACACAAUUAACGCACAUGCCCCGCUCAAACAGAUUAAAAUGACAAUAAAGUGUAAUGUCCGCUUGUUACUUGUUUUUUGGUGUUUGGCGCCCUCUGCUGGCGCUUGGGUCCAACUGAUUUUAUGGGUUAGUACCAUGAGUGAGCAUGGUGUAAUUAUUGACAUCAACAAUGGUGAGCUACUAGUUUAUUUUUUUGAUUGAAAAUUUUACAAAUUUUAAUUAAACGAAAACAUUAAGAGGGGUUUUAAUAUAAAAUUUCUAUAACUUGUACUAACAUUUAUCUUUUAAGAACUACAAUUCUUUCUAUCCAUGGAUCGCUUUAAAAGAAUGUUAAUAAUGUUAAUGCCAUCUUGUUGAUUUAUUGUUAUAAAAAAUGAAUACAGUACUUAUGUACCGUAUGUUGAAUGUAUAUAUCCGUCUUGUGUCUUAUCUUUCCAUCCCAACAAUAAUAUUUUAUAGAUGGUUUUAAUUGCGAUGAAUUACGAUUAAUUUUUAAGCUUUAAUUAACUCGAUUAAAAAUUUUAAUCAUUUGACAGCCCUAGUUUUAAUUGCUCUUUAAGUCUCCUUAGCCAGAGGAUUCACUUAUUUUCCGCCUAGUGUCAUUGUUUGCAUGCUAUCUUCAUUAAAAUAUGAAAACCUAUAGAUGUUUGGGUGGUUUUAGUUAAAGCAGACACUGUUUUUACAUCUGUGUGAUUUUGACAAAGAUCACCACACAUUUGAUGGUGAUUUUAUGCAGAAAUGUGAGAAAUUCCAGAAUGUUCAGAUACUUUUUCAUACCAUUGUAUAGUUAAUAGAUGAGGAAUAUUGCCAAGUCCUUGUCACAAAUUGGAUUGGACGUCUAUUGCAGUCAAUGGCAGUUAAACCUGACCAUUCGAAGCUAGCUAUUUCAGUUCAAAUAGAGUUAACAUCUAUUGCCGUCAAUGACAGUAAAAGAGUUGCGUUCGGUAUGUAAUGCAAACUAGAUGCUGUACAUUUCAUUGACCCGCCAAAACAGAAAUACGACUCUAUUAAGUCAGCAGGUUCAUAGAUUGUCGCCAUUACUUCCCACCAGUAUGUUCCACGCGUGUAAAGGCGAGACAUUUUACACUUGGAAGCAAGACUCGAAUGCAGGUCAUCUGUCCAAUUAUUCUCGCGACAUUCACGGAGGGUCGACAGGGUUCAUGGGAACGUUUAUUCUCACAAGAACAGUUUGGCAUAACGGGCCUUUUGAAAUGCAGAGGACAUUUAGGUUGCGAACAAAAUACUGAAUUAUUUUUAAAGCAUUUUUUUUUUUUACGGCCCAACAUUUUGUAUUUUACGUAUGUUGCAUGGCUUAAAUGCAGAGGUGGGUUGGCACGCGUUACCUUUACUCCGUUACGUUUACUUGAGUAACUUUUUGAGAAAAAGAGUAGUUUUACCGAGCCAUACUUUUUACUUGAGUAGAUUUGUUAAGAAAAAAAUGCGACUCUUACUCCAUUGCUUUGGGCUACACAAGAGUCAUCACAUUUUUCUCUUUUUCUACAUAUUGGAUAUACUUUUACUUUUUUUUACCAGUGAUACCAAGAGUAGCUCUAUCAAUUUCACCAAUGAGACGUCUCAACAAUAAUCACAUGACUUCAUUAUAACAAUCAGACGCAAGCCUGCCGUUCUACGAUCACGCCAGACUGUUCAAUCACGUGACAUCUUUAAAGCACCGUAAAAAAUGAAGUGUUUGACAUAGAGCGCUGCCCUCAACAUGACUUGAAACCGCAGAUUUAAACCUCUUUCCCAGUUCUUAUUUGGCGCCAAUUGACCACAGAAAAACGGAGAUAUGAUCCAUUUAAUUUCAUACCGUAAUUUUUGCGUUAUAAGGCACACCUGACUAUAAACCGCCACCCACCAAAUUUGACUCAAAAACAUAAUUUGUUCAUAGAUAAGAUACACUGGACUAUAAGCCGUAGCUUUCCUCACUGUAUUAAGGGAUAUUUACACCAAAAUAUGCUAACCAGUAGCACUUUAUUUGACAGCGGCAUCAUAUGACGGUCAUUAGACCAAAUGAACCACCAUCAAGCUUUGGUCAUAAGACCAAUUGGCUGCAAAGCUUCA
This is a messenger RNA of Corythoichthys intestinalis (scribbled pipefish), 9086 nucleotides long. RefSeq names its product guanylyl cyclase 2 (gene gc2). The record is from RefSeq and is a predicted model, not a curated record. The transcript has 28 exons. Gene Ontology annotation, biological process: receptor guanylyl cyclase signaling pathway; intracellular signal transduction; cGMP biosynthetic process. Gene Ontology annotation, cellular component: plasma membrane. Bases 884 to 4147 code for a protein of 1087 amino acids. Lineage: Eukaryota; Metazoa; Chordata; Actinopteri; Syngnathiformes; Syngnathidae. Gene Ontology annotation, molecular function: ATP binding; peptide receptor activity; guanylate cyclase activity.